This is a messenger RNA of Dissoconium aciculare CBS 342.82, 687 nucleotides long. RefSeq names its product thioredoxin-like protein. The record is from RefSeq and is a predicted model, not a curated record. Gene Ontology annotation, molecular function: peroxiredoxin activity. The transcript is spliced from 2 exons. NCBI's taxonomy places the organism in Eukaryota, Fungi, Ascomycota, Dothideomycetes, Mycosphaerellales, Dissoconiaceae. The coding region runs from base 1 to 687 and encodes 228 amino acids. Gene Ontology annotation, biological process: cellular response to oxidative stress; cell redox homeostasis; cellular oxidant detoxification. Gene Ontology annotation, cellular component: mitochondrion; cytosol.
AUGGCUGACCGACCUGCACCUCUCCGCCUCGGCACCGUCGCUCCCAACUUCGACGCCGAGACCACCAACGGUCCCAUCAACUUCCACGAGUUCAUCGGCGACAACUGGGUCGUCCUCUUCUCCCACCCAGAGGAUUACACUCCCGUCUGCACCACCGAGCUCGGCGCCUUCGCCAAGCUCGAGCCCGAGUUCACCAAGCGUGGCGUCAAGCUCAUCGGCCUGAGCGCCAACACCAUCGAGAGCCACGGUGGCUGGAUCAAGGACAUUGACGAGAUCUCCGGAUCUUCGCUCAAGUUCCCCAUCAUCGGUGACAAGGAGCGAAAGGUUGCGUUGUCAUACGACAUGAUCGACCACCAAGACGCCACCAACGUCGACAGCAAGGGCAUCGCCUUCACCAUCCGCAGCGUCUUCAUCAUCGACCCGAAGAAGACCAUCCGCACCAUCCUCUCCUACCCGGCCUCGACCGGCCGCAACACCGCCGAGGUGCUCCGCAUCGUCGACAGCCUGCAGACCGGCGACAAGCACCGCGUCACCACCCCGAUCAACUGGGUCCCUGGCGACGACGUCAUCGUUCAUCCCUCCGUCAAGGGCGCCGAGGCCGAGUCCCUCUUCCCCAAGAUGACUGUCGUCAAGCCAUACCUGCGCUUCACCCCUCUGCCCAAGGAGCAGACCAGCGCGGCGGUUUGA